GCUCAAAACUAAACAUGGAUUUCCCAAGUGACGAAGUCAUCAAAGAACUUGAGAACAGAGAAUACAGUGUAGAGGAAUAUUUCUCCAAGGCUGAGCUGGCCAAACUUUCUAAUAUUGAAAUGCUUAGAUACAAAAACAUGAGGAAGAACUAUGAGAUAAUGUUGGCUGUUGGAUUACCUGCUGUGAUGCCUGAGUUCAUGAAGGGACCCAGAUCUAGAGCAAAAAGAAAAACAAAGAAAGUGGAAUCAGACAGCGAUGAAGAAUGGACUCCUUACAAGUCUACGAGGGAAAAGAAACAGACAGUUAGGUUUUCUGUCCCAGUAAAGGAGGUAAAGGAAAAGAAACCCAGGAAAAUAAAGACUGAAAAUAGUAAAAAAUCGACUAACAAAAAAGAGCCACGUAAAUAUCCACUUCGAGUACAAGAGAGACUUAAUUACAUGGAUGUUGAAGUGCCAGAUGAUGAUGAUUUUAUAUACUGUGAGGAAUGUAAUCAGGAACAUGAAGGGGACUGUCCAGUACAUGGUCCACUGUUAGUGGUCACUGAUACAGAGCAACCUCUAGGUAAUCCUGACAGAGCCAAGAAAACCCUUCCCAAUGGCCUAUCAGUAAGACAGUCAAAUAUUUUCAAUGCUGGGCAAGGAGUAUUUGCUGAUAAAUUUUUCCGUAAAAGAACAAGAUUUGGUCCAUAUGAGGGAGAAAUAACUGAAAACCGGGAUGAAGCCCAAGAAACUGGAUAUGCUUGGCAGGUAUGUUGUCCAAACACCUGGUCUAGAAAAGUUGAGUUGGAUGGCAACAUAGCAACUGUGAUAAAAGAU
Molecule: messenger RNA, 815 nt
Organism: Saccostrea cuccullata (small rock oyster)
Lineage: Eukaryota; Metazoa; Mollusca; Bivalvia; Ostreida; Ostreidae
Product: histone-lysine N-methyltransferase PRDM9-like
Exons: 6
Biological process (GO): regulation of DNA-templated transcription
Source: RefSeq, a predicted model, not a curated record